Molecule: messenger RNA, 2558 nt
Organism: Gymnodraco acuticeps
Lineage: Eukaryota; Metazoa; Chordata; Actinopteri; Perciformes; Bathydraconidae
Product: differentially expressed in FDCP 6 homolog
Exons: 11
Coding region: 107-1966 (619 amino acids)
Cellular component (GO): nucleus; cytoplasm
Source: RefSeq, a predicted model, not a curated record
GCAACACAGUGUGGGUGUCUGCCUGUCAAACCAGAGGCCCUGUGUCAACAGCAGAGGGAAGAAGAAGAGCCGUAGAGGAGGAAACCAGAAAGUAACUGCUGCAGACAUGGACCUGCGGUCUGAGCUGCUAAAGUCCAUCUGGUACGGUUUCACAGCCCUGGAUCUGGAGAAGAGCGGUAAGGUGUCCAAGUCUCAGCUGAAGGUGCUGUCCCACAAUCUGUGCACAGUCUUGUGUAUCCCACAUGACCCUGUCGCUUUGGAGGAUCACUUCAGGGAUGAUGAUGACGGUCCCGUUUCCAGUCAGGGUUACAUGCCUUACCUCAACAAAUACAUCUUGGAUAAGGUUAUUGAAGGCUCUUUUACUAAGGAAAACGUAGAUGAACUCUGUUGGACUCUUACGGCAAAGAAGAACUACCAGACGGACAAAACCAGCAGCACAGUUCUGCCAGAGAGGGAUGCUUUUCGGCUUUGGUGCCUUUUUAAUUUUCUCUCUGAGGACAAGUACCCUUUGGUUAUGGUUCCUGAUGAGGUGGAGUACCUCCUCAAGAAGAUAUGCAUGUCUAUGAGUAUCGAAUUCAACUGUGUUGAAUUAGAAGACUUCUUCUCCCAGGACUCAGUGCAGCAGACCGGCAUCACUGUGUGGGUUUUUCUGGAGAUGAUGAACUCGGGAAAGUUAACCAGAGGAAUCGAUAAGAGCAUAACCAGUAUGGCCAUAGAGGAAGUUUACAGGGAGAUAGUUGGUGAUGUCCUCAAAGAGGGUUAUCUGUGGAAGAAAGGCCAGCUGAGGAGAAACUGGAAGGAGCGCUGGUUCACUUUGAGGCCGAGCAGCUUGUCCUACUACACCGGGGAGGACCGCAAGGACUGCCAGGGAAACAUAGUCCUGGAUGGGAACUGCUGUGUGGAGGUGCUACCAGACCGGGAUGGGAAGAGGUGCAUGUUCUGUCUAAAAACACUCUCCAAGACUUAUGAGAUGAGCGCAUCCGACACCAAACAGAGACAGGAGUGGACUACAGCUAUUCAAACAGCUAUCAGGCUGCAUGUGGAGGGGAAAACGUCCCUCCACAAAGAUUUGAAGUUGAAGCGGCGUGAACAGCGGGAGCAGCGGGACAAGAGAUGCCACGCCAAAGAGGAGGAGCUGCAGAGGCUGCGGGCCCUGCAGGAAGAGCGGGAGCGGGGGCUGGUCGAGCUAGAUCUCCUCAAGGAGGCGCAAAAGCAGGCUCAGGCCCUCCUGGAGCAGGACGAGCAGCGGAGGCGGCAGCAGCACGAACAGAUGCAGCGGGCCCUGGAGGUCCAGCUAAAGGAGGCCGAGGAGGCUCGGGUCAGUAUGCAGGCUGAGAUGGUUCUGAAGGAGGAGGAGGCCGAGAGGCAGAGGAAGAGGAUCCAGGAGCUGGAGGAGAUGCAGAAGCGUCUGGAGGAGGCGCUGCAGCUGGAGAUCAAGGCCAGGCGGGAUGAGGAGGUCUUCCGCUACGCUCAAGCAGGGUUACUGGCCGAGGAGGAAGAGAAAAUGAAGGCCCUGAUGUGCCUGCAGGAGGAACAGGAGGAGUACAUCCUGAAGACCCAGAGGGAGAAGCAGGAGCUGAGACAGGAAAUGGAGGUUAAGUCCCGGUCCCUGGAUGAGGCUCAGAGGCAGCUGGAAGAGGUGCGGGCCAACCGGCACAAAGUGGACCAGGAUGUCGUGGCUGCCCAGAAGAAACUCCGCCAGGCGAGCACCAACGUCAAACACUGGAACGUCCAGAUGAACAGACUGAUGCGACCCAUCGGACCAGGCGAAAAGAGACCAUCGUUGGGAAGUUCCUUCGCAAGCUUCCAGAUCCCGACACAGAGAGAUCCCGGGCUGCGUAUCAGGAGGAAAUCAGGAUCAGAGGAUCAGAAUGAGGAGAGCAAAGAAAACGUUGACAACAGUGCUGGAUGUGAUCUAGAGAAACGGCACUCCCAUGCCUCAAAUGGAGACAUGGACAUCCCAUAAAAACAUGAAUUCAGAGGCUACGUAGGUUUCUGAAAAGGAUGGUACGAGAUUAAAACAGUGAAACAUCUGCACUUAAAACUGAAUUAACUACCAAAAGUACUACUGUUCCUAUUAAAUGUUGAAUUUACUGACUUCAUAUCACAGAAAGGAACCCUUUUUUAACAUUUUAGCAAGAAGAUGCAUUUGCAUAAGCAACUAAUUCUUUGAAUGCAGCCUGUGUGAGGCCUGUUCGGGACAUAAACCAUACCUCAGUGCAAAAAACAUGAGCUGUAAGCAAGAUCCUGAAAUAACUAAUUAAGUUGUGAAGUUUAAAGGCUAAUACUUACAUACAAUACAAGGAAGCUCAUCUGUUUAACUCUGUAAUAUAGACACAUAACAACAUUUCAUUUUUAAAUGUGGAUUUUUUUGGAGUGGAAGGCAGCUUGACUUUUUUACGCAAAAAGUUGGAUCAGUAUUAGAGUUUUCAGUCGAUGAAUAUCACUCCUGAUAAACAGGAAAGAGUGAGAGAGAGAGCAGCUCUCAUUGAACUUCCUGUUUCUGUUGUCGGUUAACAUAAUUGUAAAUAAAAGAGUGAAUUGAUUCCUUAACCUGA